This is a messenger RNA of Symbiodinium necroappetens, 2604 nucleotides long. Lineage: Eukaryota; Dinophyceae; Suessiales; Symbiodiniaceae. The record is from the annotation of a GenBank genome assembly.
GAUGCAGAACGCACUGCGAACACAGCUGGCAGAGGCUGAAGCAGCGCAGCAGCGGCUUAAAGAAGCAAGGGCCGGCACAGACUUCGUGGCAACCGAAGUAACGCGAGCCAAAGAGGCCGCUCUAGCGACCAACAUGGACUGUGAGCGGCUUAGCUCGCAGUGCCGGGAGGAACAGAAGACCUUGCAGGAGACCACGGACCAAAUCCAGGAAGAGGAAGCAUGGUACACCAGGUGUGAGCGUGAGCGGCAGCGGCUUCGGGCUGAAGUGGAGGCCGUGAUGCAACGCAUAUCCUCGCAAGAAGAGGACUUGGCCGCAGGUUACGAGCGUGACCGUGCCCGUCGCGGUGGCUUGCGCGAACUCGAGACGAAGUUGGCAGAUGCAGGCCGCCAACGGCAAGUGGUGGAGAAGCGAGUGCAGACCAUGGAGGAGGAGCUGGUCAGCACUCAGAAGCAGGUCAGCCUGUACCAGGAGCGUCUGGAAAGCCUUCAGCAGAAGCUGCUGUCGGCGGAGGAGGAGCUGCAGCAGGAGAAGCUUGGCCUGGAAGCUCGCAGCCGAGAGAGGCUUCUGUUGGAGCAGCAGGAGGCCGUGGCGAAGGAGGGCCUCGAGAAGCUUCGAUCUCUGAAGGUGCAGCUGGAGGAGGCCCUGAAAGAGAAUGUGGAGGCUCACAGCCAGCUGAAGGCCGCGACGUUGGCGCAGCAGGCGUCCGAGGAGCUCUACGCGGCUCUCGAUGCGAGGCACAAGGAGGCACUGACCCGCCUCUCGAGCGCCGCCGAGGGCACUGCGGCAGCCACGGCGGACCUGGAGCGUUGGCAGCAGCGCCUGCAGGGUCUCGGUGAUUCUGUCCGCCAGCAGAGGUGCGUUCUGCAGGAACUCGAGGAGAGCAGCAAGGGUGCGAAUACCGUGAGCCUCUCUCUCCAGGAGGAGUUGCAGCGCGUCUUCGUCAUUACCGAAAAGCUCCGUCAAGAGCGGGAGGAGGUUACCACCGUGACGGCCGACAUCCAGUCCAAGCUUCGAUCCGCCGAGUCCUCUUUGGAUGCCGCGAGGCGACGGACGAGGGAGCUGGAGGCCCAUGUGGAGGAUGCACAAAGCGAGACGCUGCGUGCCCGCCAGCAGAAGGAAAGCUUGUUGCUGGAGGUCCAGCAGAGCCGCGAGAAGAUGCGUGGGCUCCGCAAAAGACAUACGAUGCUGGUUGAGAAGGUGCAACAUGCGGAGAAGAGGCUACUGCGCGCCCCUGCAGUCGCAUCAGGAGCUGCGACAGAGAGGUCCCGACGUCAUCGUGGCAAAGACCCGGUUCCAGACAAGGUUGAGGAGACUCAGGCGUCCCAAGAUGUCGAUCUGGAGCAGCUUAAGAAGCAGCACAAAAACGCCUGCGAACGCGCCAAGAAGCUCGCAACAAAGAUGGGUGGGGCUGAUGACAAGAAGUCAGCAGACUUUGAUUCCGACAUCCUUCUGUUGACUUGUUUUCGGUGCCUGCAUCGCUACUACGAUCCGUCGCCGAAGACACAUCUUGGCAAGAGGGAAGAGUGGCCUGUUGUCGCAUUGGGAGCUGUUUGGUUGAGUGGCAAGAUCACCAACCUGCCGAAGCGUGCGAAGAUCAUGACAAAGCUGCAUGAUGGUGUCGCAAAUGAACGCAACCCCGAUGCUCUUAUCCAAGACUCAACCGAAAAGGAUCACGACCAGCUUGUCGCCCGCAUGCUCGGGGUGGAGUCGCAGAUGCUUUAUCUUCUCGGCUUCAACUUCGCCUGCGAGCAAUGGUCUCCAAAGCCAAAGCUGCAGAAGAAAGUUCAUCGACUGGUUGAGUACCUGUUCUCUCUGCCUGCAUGGCAGAAUGCUGCUCGAACGCCCCAGCAGAAAUCCCGAGAUGCCGGAAGGAAGCUCAUUCUGGCAAACGCACUUCGCUUCUACAUGCAGCUGGCAGAGACGAAAGACAUUGGGGACGUCAAUACCCACCUACUUGAUGCGGUUAUGGUUAUGGCGUACAAAUUCUACAUCAAAGGCGCCGAGUUCUCAGAGUCGCAGCUGCACAGGGAGUGUGGAGCUGCCUUGAUGUACAACGCAAGCUGCAGGUUGCGUUUUGCAAGCCCCAACUCCAGUGCAGCCAAGGUGCGCAGCCAAUCGGACGGCGACCCCGCGAGCUUGGUCUCGGAAGGCUCUCCGAGGGACUCCGAGGCCACGCCCAGGUCGGAUGCGAAAGAGGCCGAGGAGGAGCAGAAGGCAGAAGCUCAGAAGGCAGACGGCGAAGCCGUCGCUAAGAGCGAGAAGGUCAAGCUCCGACUGACCAGAGAGACCGAUGUAAAGGACCCGAAGGAUGCCAAGCGGGACAGACCUGAGGAGGAUGCGGCGACUAACCGGGAAGUCAAAAGCAGGAGAACGGACAGGAACAAGGCGCUCAUCAAAGAGAAGAUGGAGAUGGUGGUGGCCCCUGCCCCAUCACGAACUCCAGAAGAGCAGAAAGAGGUUGCCGCCACCCCGGUCGCCACGGCAGAGGCGGAGAGCCUCGCCUACUUGAGGCAAUGGGUGGAGCUGGAAGAGGCGCGCCUCGGUGUGGCCCGGACGCCUCCGAAGCCGAGCCCUGCCCCGAGUGCGUCCCACACCGGCAUGAG